CGCACUGAUUCCCGAGAUUGACAGCUCUUACCGUCGCCUCCGUUUGACUCCAAGGAGGAAAAGGAGAAAUAACAAAAUAUAUAACAACAAAAGCUCCUUGCAGUUCUUACAGUUGAACUUCUCCGAAAGAACGGGAUUCCCUCCUCAUGGCCCGUGGAAACGCCAGAAGGCGUUAGUUUACCCCCCUCUCUUUAUAGCUGUUGUCUUUUUGUUGUUACAAACAUCGGAACGGGAUACCGCGUGGACCGCCGUUUGUCCUUUCCAAACGGACAACAUUAAGAUCAUUUUCAUGAAUUCAGAAGCAGUUCUGCAGUGAUUAGCGGGUUCCGGGGCUCGAUUCUCUCUCCUUCCCGGAGACGCGCUCGGCUGGCUCUCUAGAGCUCUGGGUUGUUUUCUCGCUGUGUCACCGUGGUGACCGGGAGGAGGGGGUCUCACACCCUGCAGGAGAGUCCUCACAGGGCACACACUUUCUCUUUCGCUGUCUCACACACACACACACACACACACUUACACACACACACACACACACUUGUUAUCUCUCCCUCCUUCAGUCUGGUGGGAGGAAGAGGAGCCUGUCACACCAGCCACAAAACCCCACAGCCCGAAAGGCACUGUCCCGUCACCAUGACGAUGUCCCUAUCUGUGGUAAAUCUCCAGCCCUCCUGCAGCAGAAUUAUGUCUUCCACGCCGGCCGCCUCCCCGUUUGCCCCAGACAGAGAGGACCCGCCCGGGCAGGACCCCAUGUGCUGGGACCCAGAGGACGCCCCCCCCCCCCUGCCCCCACACACCCUGUGUGAGGACCUCCCCCCACAGACAGAGUGGGACAGCCUGGUGUCAGCCCAGCAACGCCUGGAAUGUGACAGCAGUAAGGUGUGCUCCCUGUACUCCAUACGGAAUAACUCUACCUCUCCACACAAGCCUGAGGAGCGCCCUGACCUGCUGCCCGGAUCCGCCUUCGGAACGCCGGAGCGCCGCAAGGGAAGCCUGGCCGAUGUGGUGGACUCUCUCAAACAGAAGAAGCUGGAGGAGAUGACCAAGACCGAGCACGACGACUCCCCCUGUGUGGAGAAGCUUCUCUCCAGGGACUGGAAGGAGAGGAUGGAGCGUCUGAACACCAGCGAUCUGCUGGGAGAUGUCAAAGGCACAGGGGAGGGCAUGGUGGAGAAGGAGAGGCAGCUGUCCACCAUGAUCUCCCAGCUCAUCAGCCUGAGGGAGCAGCUCCUGGCUGCGCAUGAUGAGCAGAAGAAGAUGGCCGCCUCGCAGAUGGAGAAGCAGCGGCAGCAGAUGGAGCUGGCCCGCCAGCAGCAGGAGCAGAUUGCGAGGCAGCAGCAGCAGCUUCUCCAGCAGCAGCACCGGAUCAACCUCCUGCAGCAGCAGAUCCAGGUCCAGGGUCACGUGCCCCCGCUCAUGAUCCCCAUCUUCCCCCAUGACCAGCGCUCUCUGGCCGCCCAGCAGGGCUUCCUCUUCCCCCCAGGGAUCACGUACAAGCCAGGUGAGAACUACCCGGUGCAGUUCAUCCCGUCCACCAUGGCAGCUGCUGCAGCAUCUGGACUGAGCCCUCUACAGCUACAGGCCGGUCUGUUCUGUGCUCAGAUGGCUGGACUGUGUGACAGGCAACUAUACGCCGCCCAACUGGCCAGCAUGCAGGUCUCUCCUGGAGCCAAAAUGGCGUCCCUCCCCCAGCCCUGCAUCUCCCCCACCAGCCUGAAGAGCGAGAAGAGGUCCUGCAGCCCUGUCACUCAAAUCAAGGAUGAGGGCACGCAGCCCCUGAACCUCUCCUCUCGGCCCAAGACAGCGGAUCCCCCCUCCCCCACACACAACCUGUUCCCCGGCAGCAAGACCCUCAACAACCUGAGCAAGGCGGGCAUUCCCAGCCCCCUCAGGAGUACACUGGGCCGAACAUCAUCUCUGGACAUCCUGUCGAGCCUGAACUCCACGGCGCUGCUGGGGGACCAGGACGCGGUGAUGAAGGCCAUCCAGGAGGCCCGCAGGAUGAGGGAGCAGAUCCAGAGGGAGCAGCUGCUCCAGCAGGGCCUGGACUCCAAACUCAGCCUGUCUGGCCUGGGACUCAACCACUGCAGGGGCGACAAGGAGAGGCCUGAUUAUGAGAGUCUGACCUGUCUGGGGAAGCUGGCUGAGGACGGGAAGGGACACCGAGUCAUCGACCUGACCCGCCCAGAGGAGCUGGAGGGGGGCGCCAGCUCGGCUGAGGCGCGGGUGUUCCGGGAGGCUCGGGGGCGGGGCAGCAGCGAGCCGCACAUCAAACGGCCCAUGAACGCCUUCAUGGUGUGGGCCAAGGAUGAGCGCCGCAAAAUCCUCCAGGCCUUCCCCGACAUGCACAACUCCAACAUCAGCAAGAUCCUCGGCUCCCGGUGGAAGUCCAUGACGAACCAGGAGAAGCAGCCAUUUUAUGAGGAGCAGGCCCGGCUCAGUAAGAUCCACCUGGAGAAGUACCCCAACUACAAAUACAAGCCCCGCCCCAAACGCACCUGCAUCAUCGACGGCAAGAAGCUGCGCAUCGGCGAGUACAAGCAGAUGAUGCGCUCCCGCCGCCAGGAGAUGCGCCAGUUCUUCACCAUGGGGCAACAGCCACCAAUCCCCAUCAGCACCAGUGGAGGUGUGGUCUACCCUGGUGCGAUCACCAUGGCGACCCCCACCCCCUCCCCCCAGAUGACAUCAGACUGCUCCAGUAACUCGGCGAGUCCAGAGCCGGUCGUCCCGGUGAUCCAGAGCACCUAUGGGGCGGGGCCACUGCCCAGCCAGCCAAUCAACGGGCAGGACCACAUGGACCUGUACGACGACUACGAGGAGGAGCCCAAGUCAGAUUACAGCAGCGAAACUGAGGCCCCCCCUCCUGUCAGCACGAACUGACCCCCCCACACCACCCCCCAACACCCCAAAACCCGCACACACCUCCCCAACACCCCCACACCACCCCCCAACACCCCAAAACCCGCACACACCUCCCCAACACCCCCACACCCCCACACCACCCCCCAACACCCCAAAACCCGCACACAUCUCCCCAACACCCCCACACCACCCCCCAACACCCCAAAACCCGCACACACCUCAAAACCCGCACACACCUCCACAAAACCCCCACACCCCCACACCACCCCCCAACACCCCAAAACCCGCACACACCUCCCCAACACCCCCACACCACCCCCCAACACCCCAAAACCCGCACACACCUCAAAACCCGCACACACCUCCCCAAAACCCCCACACCACCCCCCAACACCCCAAACCCGCACACACCUCCCCAACACCCCCACACCACCCCCCAACACCCCAAAACCCGCACACACCUCCCCAACACCCCCACACCACCCCCCAACACCCCAAAACCUGUACACACCUCCCCAACACCCCCACACCCCCACACCACCCCCCAACACCCCAAAACCCGCACACAUCUCCCCAACACCCCCACACCACCCCCCAACACCCCAAAACCUGUACACACCUCCACAACACCCCAAAGCCUGCACACGUCUCCCCAACACCCCAAACCUACAGCAAUGAUCCUGGGGCUCUGAAGACUGUGAGUGCUAACUGACCCCCACCCAAACCCCAAAACCCCUAAACCCCCAAACCCCCAAACCCCCAAACCCCCAAACCCCUGAACCCCUAUGCUGCGGGAGACAGUGAUGUGAUGUGUUCUGGAGAAAGAGACUAGUGAGACCAGGGACAAAAAAGAGGAAGGAAGACUGUUAAGAAGAAAAUGGAAAACAAGAAAUGGAUGGAAAGAGAUGAACUCUUUUUAAAGGUUUCCUCUGGAGGCUGGACACAGAGUUUUGCCUCUUGGUCGUAAGUGUGAAGCAGCUUGAUUGUUUUAUUUUUAUUUUUAUUAUUUUAAUUUUUGUUUUGUUUUGUUUUGUUCAUGGAUAUUGUACACAAUUAGGUCAUUGCGUGUAAUAACGUCAGAUUUCAGGACUUGAAAUUUUACAUUUAAUAUGAAUCCACAGCUGUCGGUCUUAUCUCAUGAAUAUAUACGUGCCAGUGUGUGAUUUUCUCUGGAAUGCUUUCGGUAGCGGGUUCUGAUCCCUCAGGAAUGCUGUGCCAGCCUACAGCUCGUGAAUGUUUUUAAUCUGAACUAUUUAAGAGAAAGGACAGAGAAACAGAACACGUCUACAGGUGUGCUACAAGCAGAGAAUGCAUCAGAUUUUCGUUAUUAUUAUUAUUAUUAUUAUUAUUAUUAUUAUUAUUAAUGUGUUUUAAUUUUGUUCAGUUCAGUUUUGACUACAGAUGUGCCAAACACAACCUUUCUUCAGUACACGCUUCUUAAAUUUUUGUAGUCUUAAAUUAGACACUGCAGAGAGUCUUAGACAGUCUUAUAUCUGAAGUAAAAGGCCUAACAAAGUGAGUCUUAACUCCACCCUCCUGUUCAGUCUCACCUCCUGAAGGUCUUACCCCCUGAAGGUCUUACCCCCUGAAGGUCUCACCCCCCUGAAGGUCUCACCCCCCUGAAGGUCUGACCCCCCUGAAGGUCUGACCCCCCUGAAGGUCUCACCCCCCUGAAGGUCUGACCCCCCUGAAGGUCCUACACUCCUGAAGGUCUCACCCCCUGAAGGUCUCACCCCCCUGAAGGUCUGACCCCCCUGAAGGUCUUACACUCCUGAAGGUCUCACCCCCCUGAAGGUCUCACCCCCCUGAAGGUCUUACACUCCUGAAGGUCCUACACUCCUGAAGGUCUCACCCCCCUGAAGGUCUCACCCCCUGAAGGUCUCACCCCCCUGAAGGUCUGACCCCCCUGAAGGUCUUACACUCCUGAAGGUCUCACCCCCCUGAAGGUCUCACCCCCCUGAAGGUCUUACCCUCCUGAAGGUCUCACCCCCCUGAAGGUCCUACACUCCUGAAGGUCUCACCCCCUGAAGGUCCUACACUCCUGAAGGUCUCACCCCCCUGAAGGUCUGACCCCCCUGAAGGUCUUACACUCCUGAAGGUCUCACCCCCCUGAAGGUCUUGAACUCCUGAAGGUCUUGUCUGACCCCCCUGAAGGUCUCACCCCCCUGAAGGUCUUACCCUCCUGAAGGUCUUAUGCUCCUGAAGGUCUGACCCCCCUGAAGGUCUUACCCUCCUGAAGGUCUUACGCUCCUGAAGGUCUUAUGCUCAUGAAGGUCUUACCCUCCUGAAGGUCUUAUGCUCAUGAAGGUCUUACCCUCCUGAAGGUCUUAUGCUCAUGAAGGUCUUACCCUCCUGAAAGUCUUAUGCUCAUGAAGGUCUUACCCUCCUGAAGGUCUUACGCUCCUGAAGGUUUCAAUGACGGAGGCUCAGCUCUCAGCUCCAGGGCUGAUUUGAGCAGUGAGGGGGGCAGAUCUGGACACAUUACAGCCUCACACUGCUGCAGUCCGUGUUCUUAAACGUCCCACGCCCGAGUGGGACACCUACUCUAAAUUCCUCGAUCUUAAAAUCUAUUUCUGCACUUAAGUAUGUACUGUACAGACACUUUAAAUCUUAACAGACACAGAAAGUCUUAAUCUCUGAGAGGCAGAUCUAAUUCUGAGCCUUGUUCCAGUCUUAAGAGACACAGCGGCCUGUUUCCAAAGACGUGGCGGAUGUGCUUCUGCUCAACACCACGAGUGUUACAGGUCCCUGCAGAGCGGGCAGUCCCAGGUCUCUCAUACAGAGCGGACUAGCCCAGGUCUCUCAUACAGAGCGGACUAGCCCAGGUCUCUCAUACAGAGCGGACUAGCCCAGGUCUCUCAUACAGAGCGGACUAGCCCAGGUCUCUCAUAUAGAGCGGACUAGCCCAGGUCUCAUACAGAGCGGACUAGCCCAGGUCUCUCAUACAGAGCGGACUAGCCCAGGUCUCUCAUACAGAGCGGACUAGCCCAGGUCUCUCAUACAGAGCGGACUAGCCCAGGUCUCUCCUACAGAGCGGACUAGCCCAGGUCUCUCAUACAGAGCGGACUAGCCCAGGUCUCUCAUACAGAGCGGACUAGCCCGGGUCUCUCAUACAGAGGGGGGAUUUCUGCAUCAUGAAGUGGUGGCAGUGUGUUGCUCAUCUCAGGGGGCCCCAGCUCCGGGGCGGUAAAAGUCGCUGGCCGUUCGGUGGUCUUGGUGUGAGAGGGUAGAAUGAGGGAGGGUGUGUGGGGCUGAGGAGAACGCGUCGCCUCAAACGCACCUUUAUGAUACUCCAGUCCUCUAACCGCACGGACUGUACAGUGUGUCCUUCAGCCAAGAGCGUCAUAAAAAAUUAAUAAAAAUAAAAUAUGUAUCUGCCGUUUGGAUCAUUGCUGUUUAUCUGCUGGUUAGGGUUAUCUGAGUUACUGCUUCACAUUCAUCAGGUCCUGAUGGCUCUUAUUCCCAUGCCCUCGCAGCAUUGGCUGUUGUAUUCUGAUCAAAUAUACACUGCCCUUCUUUAGCAAACUGUGUAUUUAUUAAGGUAUUGAAGCGUUUUAACAUUUCAGAGUCAGAUCUCCACAAUAUCCUUGCUUUUUUAAUGUCUUUAUGGUUAUUUUUGUGUGUUUUGGAUGUGUGGAGGUUGAUUUCCUUUACAAACGGAUUUAUUCUUCCCCAUACAGGCCGAUGUUUAGUGGCUCAUUUGUGUGGCUCAUAUUCUGCAGGUGGGUGCUGUUCUCGGGACUGAAACCUGACUGCUUGUUUUACAAAAAAAGAGAAACUAGUUUCAGUCACUCUCACAGAUGCAUUUCAUAAGUGUUCUGAGCACUGGAUAUAAAUGGUAUUUAUAUCAGGUCUGAUUAAUGUGAAGCUGUUCUAUAAACAAAAAAAACAAAACAAGUACAGUACUCGUGUGAGCUCGUCUCGCAGUCGCCAGAUUUGAGGAGUUAUUCUGUUUAUUUAUGCAGAGAUCCUGUUCUGAAUGGACACUUUGUGUCGGCUCCGGGGCUGCGUGGCAGCCUGAGGCGAGGCGAGGCGAUCAGGUGUGGAGAGACACUGGCCAGCCCAGGCACACCAGACUCCAGAAAGAGUUUUCUUCAUCCCUUAUGUUUGAGCUGCACAUUGUAUUUAAAGCGAUAUCGUACAUAUGGUUUAUCGUGUUUAUUCGCCCGUUUGGCUCUAAAGGUGUCAAAAAGAUUAACGGUAAAAUGUUAACCCGGAAUUAGAGGUCAAAACAAGUUUUUUACCUGACAAAAUUCACCAUCUCAUCAUAGGGUUUUUUUUUUAUUGUAAAUAUAACACGAGAAAAUAGAUUUCUAUUUUUGUUCAUGAAUAUGUAGUGAAGUAUAAGUUAUGUAUUUUACCGUUUGUUUUGUUACAUCAGUGUAUGUUACCCGUGAAUAUGACACGUGCCUGACCGCGCGCCUGUCGCUGGGAUGGUUUUGCUCCUCACUUGUUUUUUGUAAAAGCAGCCCAAUCUCAUAUUGGCAAUGCAAACUUUUGUCUUAUUUUAAAAACUCCCAAGCUAUCCCGGCAAUGUCAAAAGAUUCCUUGCAGUGGCUGGUAUACACAGCAAGCACUUAACGUGUAGAUUUUUCUAUACAGAGUGUGUGUUUACAAGUAAAGUAAAGUAAAAAAAUAAAAAAUAAUCAUAAAUGAUCUGAUCUCAUUCGCUUGAGUGGAUAGUUGUAUUCUAAGCAGUAGUAAAAUUGUAAAAAACAAAUACAGAUAUGCAUGCAUUUUUUGCAUAUGUUAUUUUUUUGUUUUUUAAAUUAUGGAAAUGAAUGGGUAAUUUAGUGAGGUUUGGUGAGCUUGUAAUAUGGGCCAUGUGCAAAUAUGUCUGGGCGUGUUCUGCACAUUGCAGAGCUGCGAGCGUUCCUGUCAGCCCAACACCGUCUCAAUUCUGACCUGGCGUUACGUUAGCACGUUAGCCUGGGCGGGUACUCGCCUGCAGAUUCUCCUGCUGGCUUUUACUUUUUAUUCAUAAUGGUCUUCGCCUGUAUAUAUAUAUAUAUAUAUAUAUAUAUAUAUAAACAGAAAAACGAAACGAAGGCAGGUCGAUGAAGACGAGUGUGUAAGCUGUUACUUGCAGUAUUUACUGUAACUUUUUUUCCCCUGACAUUGAAAUUUGUUUGUGAUGUAUAUUGUGAUAUUUUGUGUUAAUUUAAUCAGCACAAUUAACUGACAUGCUAGCUGCUGUUCUGUAGUGUGAGGGUUUGCUGGCGGCACUACCCGCGAUGUCUUCAGCGGUACUUUGUGUUUUUAUUUUAGCUUCUCUGCAGCAGCGGCAGCAGCAGCUGUGGCCCGGGCUUUGAUCCGUGGAGAACGGUGGUCUCAGCCGGUACCACAGCCCACAGCACGGUGCCGUUUGGCCGGUACCACCGCCCACAGCACGGUGCCGUUUGGGCGGUACCACAGCCCACAGCACGGUGCCGUUUGGGCGGUACUUUAGACAAUACAAUUAGUGUCUGUUGCUGCUUUGAAAGGAAAAAAAUGUUUUAAAUCUGAAAAUGUAAAUAGUUUAUCAGAAUAUCUUGUACAGACCAGUGUAAAGUUUUUAAUUGAACUUAAAAAAGGUUGCCAUAACAUUUGUGUUCAUGACCUUUAUACAGUACAAAGGACUGCUGUUUGCUAAGGAUAUUAUUGUUUAAAAAGUUUUUUUGGUUUGGCUUCAAAUGUAAACCAGCAAGUCAUGGGUUUUCAUGUGCAGUAUUGUGGUGAGAAACUAAAGGUAAAAUAAUUCUACAGUGGUACACACAGAGACCUGUCUCAGUGGACGUACAGAGACCUCCUGUUAUCUUAGUAUUAAUAUAUCAAAGACGAAGCACCAGUUGAGUGACACCUUAGCUUUGUGUACAAAUCCUUUGGUAUGUUUUCCCAUGGGUUGGAUUAUUGACAUUGUAUUGUAUCACCAUCAGAAUGUGUAUUUGCAUAUGUACAUAUGUACACCAAUUCAGAAUGUGUAUUUGCAUAUGUAUGGAUAUGGACGGAUCAUGGAUGGGGAGGGUAGGUAUAGCUCAUUUUACCUCAAAAAUACCCUCCUUUUCCGAAAAAGAAAAACCAACAACAAAAAAAAACGUUUCACCAUCACUCCAUCUUUUGUACUGCU
Messenger RNA from Conger conger (European conger), 8959 nucleotides. RefSeq names its product transcription factor SOX-6-like. Gene Ontology annotation, biological process: regulation of transcription by RNA polymerase II; cell fate commitment; positive regulation of chondrocyte differentiation. Lineage: Eukaryota; Metazoa; Chordata; Actinopteri; Anguilliformes; Congridae. Gene Ontology annotation, cellular component: nucleus. The transcript has 19 exons. Gene Ontology annotation, molecular function: RNA polymerase II cis-regulatory region sequence-specific DNA binding; DNA-binding transcription factor activity, RNA polymerase II-specific. The record is from RefSeq and is a predicted model, not a curated record. The coding region runs from base 625 to 2871 and encodes 748 amino acids.